AUGGAGAGUGGAGAGGUAUUUGUCAAUGGUAUACCAUACACUGCAACAGAAGAGGAGGUUGAGCAGGAAUUCAGUAAAUACGGAAUGGUGGCAGAGGUGUUUAUGAAGUACAAAGAAAGAACAGAUUCAUGGGGUGAGGGCCAGACGCUAAACACUGGCUUUGCGAUAGUUACAUAUACAUUUCCUAAGGAUGCGUGUGAAAUAUUAGGAGAGACAAUUCUAUUCCAGGGAAAGCAUAUUAAAAUACUACCAAGCAGAGGAAAGCCUGUAGAGGAGGCAACUGAUAAAAACAAGAGCAAUCUAUCACAUGGAAGAUACAACCCAGUGUUCUUUAACUUUACUGCAGUUCUUGGUGUUGCAUCAAAAGAAAAGAAAGUUUCUAAGCGAGACAUUCUUAAAGACAGAGGUAUUGGUGUGGGUGGUAAAAUAGCGCUAUUAGAAAGCGAACUUAUUGAAAGAACCCGCAUGUUUUUAAAGGACGAGGGAAUCUCUGAAGAGUGCACUUGCAGUAAAAAACCGUGCAUCUGCAUGUUUAUAUCCAAGAAGUCCAUAUUGGUUAAGAAUGUACCAUACGGAAUAAGAGAGGGAGAAAUUAGAGAACACUUUACCAAAUACAUAAGAGCAGUAUUCUCUCCAUCCAAGACUCUUAUUAUUCUAGAAUAUGGAAAUAAGUCUGAUGCUAUGGCAGAGCUUAAACAAAACAACUUUACCAGAAUAAGAGACCAGCCAAUAUAUAUAGAAUAUCUAAAGGUAACAAAAGAAAGGUAUGCUAGAGAAAUGGCAGGCCUUCCGCCUAUCACAGGACUAAAAUCUGCAGAGAAUGAGCUUAAGAAAGAGAAAGAAGACCCUCUUAUGCUUAAGCUUAUACUAAAGAAUGUACCAUUCCAGGCAGGCCGGGGAGAGCUAUCAGAGCUACUGACAGGUCUUAUAGGAACAGAUUAUACACUUCGAAUGCCUUUAAAGGCAGAUGGGACACACCGAGGAUUCUGUUUUGUUGAGAUGCAGUCAAGUGAUGCAGCAAACACUCUUCUUAGAAAGUUAAAGCAUGUCCAUCUCUAUGGAAGACACAUUGUAGCUGAGAAAGCACAGCUGUAG
Molecule: messenger RNA, 1095 nt
Organism: Nematocida parisii ERTm1
Lineage: Eukaryota; Fungi; Microsporidia
Exons: 1
Coding region: 1-1095 (364 amino acids)
Cellular component (GO): nucleus; cytoplasm; ribonucleoprotein complex
Molecular function (GO): mRNA binding
Source: RefSeq, a predicted model, not a curated record